This is a messenger RNA of Rhinichthys klamathensis goyatoka, 4265 nucleotides long. Its product is annotated as misshapen-like kinase 1. Gene Ontology annotation, biological process: protein phosphorylation. NCBI's taxonomy places the organism in Eukaryota, Metazoa, Chordata, Actinopteri, Cypriniformes, Leuciscidae. The transcript is spliced from 32 exons. The record is from RefSeq and is a predicted model, not a curated record. Gene Ontology annotation, molecular function: ATP binding; protein kinase activity. Bases 96 to 3593 code for a protein of 1165 amino acids.
UAUAGUAGGAUUAAACACGCUGAAGAUGGGCAGACAUACUGUUCCUCAAACCAUGAUCAGUUAAGAAACUGUUAUUGAUAGACGAGCUCAUAAAAAUGGCGAGAGACUUCACUACAACAAGUCUGAGCAACAUUGACCUGGCCUCGUUACGGGAUCCUGCAGGGAUAUUUGAGCUCAUCGAGGUGGUCGGGAAUGGGACGUAUGGACAGGUUUACAAGGGUCGACAUGUGAAAACAGGACAGCUGGCAGCCAUCAAGGUCAUGGACGUGACAGAGGACGAGGAGGAUGAAAUCAAACUGGAGAUUAACAUGUUGAAAACUCAUUCCCAUCACAGGAACAUAGCCACGUAUUAUGGUGCUUUUGUUAAGAAAAGUCCUGCCGGUCAGGAUGACCAGCUUUGGCUGGUGAUGGAGUACUGUGGCGCAGGGUCGGUCACAGACCUGCUGAAGAAGACCAAAGGAAACUGCCUUAAAGAGGACUGGAUCGCUUACAUUUGUAGAGAGGUUCUGAGAGGUCUGUUACACUUGCACUCACAUCAUGUCAUUCAUCGAGACAUUAAAGGACAAAACGUGCUGCUCACGGAGAACGCUGAGAUUAAACUCGUGGAUUUUGGUGUCAGUGCUCAGUUAGACAGGACGAUUGGCAGAAGGAACACAUUCAUCGGGACUCCAUAUUGGAUGGCGCCAGAGGUGAUCGCGUGUGAUGAGAAUCCUGACUCGACGUAUGACUAUAGGAGUGAUGUGUGGUCUCUGGGUAUCACAGCGUUGGAGAUGGCAGAGGGAGCGCCACCCUUGUGUGAUAUGCAUCCAAUGAGAGCGCUGUUUCUCAUUCCACGAAACCCUCCUCCCAAACUAAAGUCUAAGAAAUGGUCUAAAAAGUUUCUGACAUUUGUGGACAGUUGUCUAGUGAAGAACUACCUCCACAGACCGUCCACUGAGACCCUCUUACGCCAUUCCUUCAUUAAAGACCUUCCCAAUGAACGACAAGUACGCAUCACGCUCAAAGAUCAUCUGGACAGAACCAGGAAGAGGAGACGAGAGAAAGAGGGAACAGAAUAUGAAUACAGUGGAAGUGAAGAUGAAGAAGAUGCCAUAAAUGAAGAUGAAGGUGAACCCAGCUCUAUAGUGAAUCUUCCUGGAGAGUCCAUGUUAAGACGAGAGUUCCUGCGUCUGCAGCAGGAGACAAACUCACAAACACAACUACUCCAGCAAGUACAUAAUCAAGACAACUACAAGAGACAACUGCUCGCGGACCGACAGAAGAGAAUCCAACAACAGCAGGAGGAAAGACGACGCCUCGAAGAUCACCAGGAAAGGCUGUUACACGAGACCGGACUCCAGUGGCCAGAGCUUCAGGAGAUGUUAUGGCAAGAAGAGACUGAUGUCACCGAGAAAAGCAAAAGAAAUCACAAGAAACAGCUCAAAGACAGUGAACAUCACAGGACUGAUGUUGAAUCGUUGUCUCUAAGUCUCUUUGCUGAGCAGGCUCAGGGCAGAAAACCCCUCCGCACGCUUCCCAGAGAUCAGUCACAGCUGCUAUUGCUCCAGCACGACCACGGACUCCAGCAGAAGAGGACUAGAGACACCUCACCACACGAUGGGCUGGCAGGUAAACUGGAAUCCCUCGACACCCAUCUUGUCAAUCUGAAUAAUUUAGCUGUCAGGAUUCCUCAUGUUCAGUCACGUCUGGGAUCAGGAAGCAACUCCAGUCCUUGUACUCCAGCGCUCCAGAGAGCCGCCAAACAGCCGAACAUGAACGUGUGCUCCAGUCGAGAGAUUCAUCACAGCAGCUCGAUGUCUGAUGUCACCGCUCCUCUCUCGCCAACACAAGAUGAGGUCUUCUUCAUCCCUGAUGAUCAGCCGCCAAAGAUUCCAGAACGAACAACGUCAAAAUUCAAAGAUGUCACAAGCCAUCAUAGAUAUGGAUCCAGUGGAGAUCGUCAGUCUUCUCUGGACAACAGUGUUAAGAUGUCCCUAUCUAACAGCUCAACAAGCAGUUCACAGUCAGGUUGCUUUAUGCUGGACAGUCCAGCUCAUCAAAACAGAAGCGCUCAAAGUCCAGGAACAUCACCACCAAACCAGGGUUUGGGAAUGAAGUCUCACUUCAGCCCAUUAAUGAAGCUUGCGGAAUAUUCUUCCUCCAGUGAUGAAGAUGAUGAGAAGACUAGGUCUCCGUUGAGCAAUGGAAGGCCCCUGUUAUCCAGAGGGCAGUUUAAUGAAAUCAUUCUUCAGCCUCAUCUCAAUGUGAAACCGCAGCAGCAGAGUGCAGCAAAGCCAACACAUUACGUCCAUCAGAGGCCUUCUGGAUCCCAAUCCAGCGACAGCUACCAUCUGCCGGACCUCCUGCACAAGAGCCCCACACAUGAGCUCACCUGCCACCAACACACCACACAGAGCUUUGAUAAAGUAUUCAAUAACCAGCCAGGAAAAAGCACGUCCUCUUCCUCUUCCUCAUUCUCACCUUUUAUUGACCCUCGUUUACUGCAGAUCUCUCCACCUCAGAGUCCGCAGGGAUACGACCAAUUGAAUGGCAGGUGUGAGCCGUGUGUUAGACAGCCCCACAGGAAGGGCUCCGUGGUGAACGUCAACCCCACCAACAUUCGACCUCAGAGCGACGCCCCAGAGAUCCGCAAAUAUAAAAAGAAGUUCAAUGCUGAGAUCCUCUGCGCCAGCCUGUGGGGUGUGAAUCUGUUGGUGGGCACAGAGAACGGCCUGUGGCUGCUGGACCGCAGUGGUCAGGGCAAAGUUUACUCUCUCAUCAGCCGAAGACGCUUCCAACAGAUGGACGUACUGGAGGGGCUCAAUGUACUCAUCACUAUAUCAGGUAAGAAAAACAAGCUGAGGCUGUACUACCUGUCCUGGCUGAGGAAUAAGAUCUUGCGUAAUGAUCCCGAGGUGGAAAAGAAACAGGGCUGGACCUCAGUGGGAGAUCUGGAGGGAUGUGUCAGCUACAAAGUAGUUCGGUAUGAAAAGAUCAAGUUCCUGGUCAUCGCCUUGAGGAGCGCAGUGGAGAUCUAUGCGUGGGCUCCCAAGCCAUACCACAAGUUCAUGGCUUUCAAAUCCUUCAGCUCACUGCCUCAGAAGCCCCUCUCAGUUGACCUGACGGUGGAGAAUGGACAGAGGUUAAAGGUCAUCUAUGGGUCUCACUCUGGCUUUCAUGCUGUUGAUGUGGAUUCAGGGACGCCCUUCGAUCUGUACCUGCCCAGUCAUAUCCAAGGUCUGAUUCGUCCGCAUGCCAUCAUCAUCCUCCCCAGCGGCAGUGGGAUGGAGCUGUUGCUGUGUUACGAGGAUGAGGGCGUCUAUAUCGACACCUAUGGCCGCAUCACCAAGGAGACGGUUCUGCAGUGGGGGGAGAUGCCCGCCUCUGUCGCCUACCUUCAGUCAAAUCAGGUGAUGGGAUGGGGCGAGAAAGCCAUCGAACUCAGAUCUGCCAAGACUGGAAGUCUGGAGGGAGUCUUCAUGCACAAAAAGGCUCAAAAGCUCAAGUUCCUGUGUGAGAGAAACGAUAAAGUGUUUUUUGCUUCUGUCCAGUCGGGUGGAUGCAGUCAGAUCUACUUCAUGACGUUAGGACAGAACUCGCUCUUCAACUGGUGAUCUUUUGUUGCUCGGUAAAAGCAUCCAAAUUACUCCGUAUAGACUGUCCAUAUCCCAUAAUGAACAAUCUCUGCAAAUAAAUUUCAAAUAGCCCAUUUUUCCAUGUUCACAUGUAAACAGUUUUAAUAAAAGUGAUAUAUAUAUAUAUAUACAUAUUAAUACAUGUAAAAUAGGUGAUUUAUUGCAUCCUGUCUGACAGCGUCAGCCUUUGUCGUCUUGAUCUGUGCUUAACCCCGAAACAUAAAUCUUGUUUUGGAUUUUAAUUUUAUUUCUCUUUCUAUUUUCAUGUCAAAUCUAGCUAAAUGGACUUUAUAUUUUGUCCCUAAUACCUAAUUAUUUUAUUGUAUAAUAACCAUGGCUGGUACACGGUUUGGUGUGAAACCGAUACUAAUAGCUAGUAGAUGAAGGACUAACUGUUGUACUAUUGUACGGUCAAAUGUUGUUUUUGGGGGGGUUGGGGUGUAUGCCGACAAUUCAGAACUGAAUUGAUACAAUAACUGUGCACUUUUAGCUUUAAUUUUAGGGACUUUUCAGGUUAAAAAAUUUUUUGUAAUGAUCAGUUUAACUUUGUUGUUUUUGUUUAUUAUAACUCUCACUAUACUACAACACAAACAUAACUGAACACAUUAUCAUGAUAAAUGUUAUAUCAAUAAAAGGUUUGUUUAGCUGUCA